AUGAUGGUGUGUGAACAAUCUUCUCCCAAAUUUGACAGUACUUUCUCCGACGUUGAUGGGCGCAUCACAAUCAUUGUCAAUGGAGAAUCGUUUCUACUGCACAAGUCCCCCCUUGUAGCCCAAAGUGGAAAGAUCCGUAAGCUGUUAAACGAUGCAACGACAAAAACAGUUCCACCAAAGCUGGAGCUCCAGGAUUUUCCAGGCGGGCCCAAAACAUUCGAGCUUGCAGCGAAAUUCUGUUACGGCUUCAACUUGGAGAUCACAAAAUCAAACGUGGGCCCUCUGCAUUGCGCCGCGCACUACUUGGAGAUGACAGCUGGUGAUUACAACCUUCUCGACCCAACAGAAGCCUACCUAACCAAAAACGUUUUCCAAAGUCUCGGAAAGUCGGUGGAGGUGCUGUUGGCCUGCGAGGACUUGCUUCCCUUUGCUGAUGAAAUAGAAAUCCCGAGCAGAUGCAUUUCUGCUAUUUCUCGGUUCGCUCGCUCGAAUAAUAUGGAUCUUGGGUUGUGUGUGGAGAAUCUCUCGACUCUGGGUAUCGAUUUUUAUAACCGAGUCAUUACAGCCAUGGGACAAAUCGGAGUUGGGGCAGACAGCAUAGCCGAAUCUAUAAUGCAUUACGCUCAAACAUCACUCAAAGGUAUCGGUAAGCCUCAGAUAUGGAAUCCGGCGAGAAAGAAUCCUAUUCCGGUUGACAAAAGCCAGAGGAGAAUUGUGGAGUUGCUCGUGAAUCUAUUGCCCCACGAGGAAGGCACUAGUAAGUUGUGUAUCCCAUUGAGUUUCUUGUUUGGGAUGACGAGGAUGUGUGUCAUGGUGGGUGCUGACCUGGCGACACGAGUCGAGCUGGAGAAGAGGAUUGCUGACAGAUUGGAAAUGGCAUCGCUAGACGAUAUGCUUAUACCGUCCCUCAGCAUGACAGGUGAUUCCUUGUUAGAAAUCGACACAAUCCACCGGAUUCUGGUGCAUUUCUUGCACAGGGUCGAAGAAGAAAAUGGAUAUGAAUCUGAAGGGAACGAGGAGUCGUGCUUGUUCAAAGUCGGGAGGCUAGUCGACUCGUAUCUAGCUGAAAUUGCACCCGACCCGUAUCUUCGAAUCGGCAAGUUCGUUGCCAUGAUUGAGGUACUACCCGAUUAUGCACGCAUCAUCGAUGAUGGACUGUACAGGGCUAUCGACAUAUACUUGAAGGCACAUCCGAAAACGAGAGAAAAGGAAUGCAAGAAGCUUUGCAGAUUGAUAGACUGCGAGAAACUUUCGCUAGAAGCGUGCAAUCACGCAGCUCGAAACGAGAGACUUCCGGCAGAGGUUUCGGUUCGGGUGGUCUACUUUGAGCAGGUGAGGCUGAGGAAUGCCUUGCUGUCGUUUUCCGGUAGUGGUUUGCUGUCUCGGAGUGGGGUCGUGAGUGAAGCUGCUGUGUCCCCACGAGACACAUACGCUUGUCUGAGAAGAGAGAAUCGGGAGCUGAAGAUGGAGAUUUCAAGAAUGCGAGUGAGGCUAACCGAGCUGGAAAAAUUGGUCAAACAGGGGAAGAUAUCGAUGAAGACCAAGAAGAAGAAGAAGAAGAAAGAAGGAGAGGGGUCCAAGGCGAAUAAUACUAUUUUCACCACUAUAUCUAAAGGUAUUGUAGGCAAAUUUAGGGGCCAGCAGGCCAUACAAUAG
Molecule: messenger RNA, 1656 nt
Organism: Striga hermonthica
Lineage: Eukaryota; Viridiplantae; Streptophyta; Magnoliopsida; Lamiales; Orobanchaceae
Source: the annotation of a GenBank genome assembly